This is a messenger RNA of Suillus paluster, 872 nucleotides long. Its product is annotated as Osmotin thaumatin-like protein. The record is from RefSeq and is a predicted model, not a curated record. The transcript is spliced from 5 exons. NCBI's taxonomy places the organism in Eukaryota, Fungi, Basidiomycota, Agaricomycetes, Boletales, Suillaceae. Bases 27 to 725 code for a protein of 232 amino acids.
UCUAAGUCGUCUGAUCAUUACUUGCAAUGUCUGUUCUCUCUGCUUUAGUUCUAGUAGCUGCUGUUGCGACUGUCGCUCAAGCCCAGUCUCUGAACGUUGUCAACUCUUGCGGCGAAUCUGUUUUCUUGUACACGCAGACCAGCUACGGUUCUGUCGCAAACAACGUCAACGUCGCCGCAGGCCAGAGUGCAAACCUAGGCAUUAGUUCCAACUGGGAUGGUGCUGUCAACGUCGGUACUGGAUGCAGCGGUUCCACAUGUACCACUGGUGGCCCUACCUGGGACGGUAACACUCCCUUCAGCAGAGCCGAAUUCAAUUUUUACGCAAUCCCUGGAAGCGUGACAUAUGACAUCUCGCUCAUUUAUGGCUAUAACGUUGGAAUGGAGAUUUCCUCCGCUGAUGCUAGCUGCGAUGUUUUCGCUUGCACCAUCUCAUCCGGCUGCCCUGUUCCGGGACCUGGAUCCGAUACAUGCUACUCUCCGUGCUGCUCCUCUGCAAGCGCGUGCAGCGGCGGCGCGCUUCCCGCUAGUGGAGGAGGCUGUACUGACAACGAGGGACCUGGCCCGAACAGUGCAUUCUACUAUGAUACUUGUCUUAAUGCCUAUGCGUUCCCUGACAACGACGGCUCGAAUGGCUGGACACCCGCUGACAAUGUCGUUUACACUUGCGGCAACACUGAUAUCACCCUUACUCUGUGCUCUGGCACAACCUCUCACAUCGAGUAGAUAUAAAUGAUGGAAAGAGGCGUUCAUGCCACACUGUUUGGAGCUGUAAUAUUCGUUCGAUACAACAUGAUUUCUUGGUAAGUCGUUUUCCGGUAGCAAAGUGGACUUACACUUAGAAUAGAGUCUGCUCAUAUGCGAGAAAGUUGU